Molecule: messenger RNA, 1347 nt
Organism: Penicillium taxi
Lineage: Eukaryota; Fungi; Ascomycota; Eurotiomycetes; Eurotiales; Aspergillaceae
Product: hydroxyacid-oxoacid transhydrogenase
Exons: 3
Coding region: 1-1347 (448 amino acids)
Cellular component (GO): mitochondrion
Molecular function (GO): alcohol dehydrogenase (NAD+) activity; metal ion binding
Source: RefSeq, a predicted model, not a curated record
AUGAUGAAUAAUGUCCGUCGACACCUGGCUACUCCAGUUGAUCCCUCACGUGAAAAGGAGUAUGCCUUUGAAAUGGCCGCGUCGAGUAUCCGAUUCGGGUCGGGCGCUACCAAGGAGGUUGGCAUGGAUUUCAAGAACAUGGGUGCCAAACGCGUGUGCAUUGUCACCGACUCGACUGUCUCUAAGCUUAGUGCUAUGAAGCAAGCUGUCGAGGGUCUCAGCCGCGAGGGUAUUGAGUUCACCAUUUUUGAUAAGGUUCGGGUAGAACCCAAGGACAGCUCUGUUAAAGAAGCUAUUGCUUUUGCCAAGCCGUACAAACCGGAUGCAUUUCUGGCUGUUGGCGGUGGCUCUGUCAUUGACACAGCCAAACUGAUGAAUCUAUACACCGUAUUUCCCGAGGCAGAUUUCCUAGACUUUGUCAAUGCCCCCCUAGGCAAAGGUUUGCCAGUAACCAAGCCCCUCCUGCCCCUCGUAGCCGUGCCCACAACAGCAGGCACAGGCUCCGAAACAACAGGAACAGCCAUCUUCGACCUCGUAUCAAAGAAAGCCAAGACAGGAAUCGCCCACCGAAACCUAAAGCCAACACUAGGCAUCUGCGACCCGCUGAACACGCGCACAAUGCCCUCAGCCGUCCACGCCUCAUCAGGCCUAGACGUACUUUGCCACUCCCUGGAAUCAUGGACAGCAAUUCCAUAUAACGAGCGCACACCGCGCCCAACAAACCCUAUCAAUCGGCCCGCCUACCAAGGCGCAAAUCCAAUCUCGGACAUCUUCUCCCUCCAGGCUCUGCGCAGCACAGUCAAGUAUCUCCCCCGCGCAGUCAGAGACCCAGAUGACCAUGAAGCGCAGUCGCAGAUGCUACUAGCUGCAACAUUGGCCGGAGUGGGAUUCGGCAAUGCAGGUGUUCACCUCUGCCACGGCAUGAGCUAUCCGAUCUCCAGCCAGAACCCAGGCUAUCAACACUCCGGGUACGAUGUCGACCAUCCGAUUAUCCCUCAUGGAGUCUCAGUUGCUGUCACCGCGCCUGCGGUUUUCCGCUUCACGGGUGCGUCAAACCCUGAUCGUCACUUAGCGGCUGCAGAGGCGUUUGGGGUGGAUACUUCCAAUGUGAAGCGUGAGAGCGCGGGUGAGGUGCUUGGUGGUGCGAUUGCGGAGUUCUUGUUGAAAUUGGGUGAUCAGCCGCGUGGUUUGAAGGAUUUGGGCUUCAAGGCUUCUGAUCUGGAUGGGUUAGUUGAGGGUACUCUUCCACAGAGACGCGUGCUGAUGCUGGCGCCUAACUUGAGUGAGGAGCUUCAGGCGGAAAAGGGAGAGUUGAAGCGCCUGCUUGAGGAAUCUUUGGACUUCUAA